GACGCCCUCUUCCUCCUUCUAACCACAUCAUCACUACCAAUCCCUACAAAAUCUUCAAACAUGGAUGACGCCUGGCAAUCCGAUAUGGCACCGACCAACACGGGGAUAUCCAUUCCUUCUCAAGACCCUGCAUUGAGCGCAACCGAUGAAGGUGGGUACCGUGAACAGAGGAGGUCGAGCCGGAGCCGGAGCCCGGGCGCUAAGAAUGGUGACAGAGGCCGUUCUGGUGGAGGUCAUAAUCCCGGGAACAACCUCCACGUCUCAGGGUUGAGUCGCAAGGUAGAUGCUCGUGACCUCGAAGCUGCUUUUGCGAAAAUUGGAAGGGUUCAAAAGGCUUCCGUGAUGCUUGACCCGCAUACCCGUGAUUCUCGUGGAUUCGGGUUUGUCACAAUGGAGACCGCUGAAGAGGCUGAUGCUGCUGUCACUGCAUUGAACGGAACAGACUUUAUGGGGAAGAACCUCGUCAUUGAAAAGGCUCGUCGUGGUCGUGCUAGGACCCCAACACCUGGAAAAUACUAUGGACCGCCCAAGCGCGGUGGCGGCUCUGGAUAUGAACGCCCAUACGAUCCCAGGCCUUACGAUAGUCGCUAUGCCCGCGACCAUGAUGACCGCAGGGGUGGUCCUCGUGGAGGUCGUGACUACGACCGUGGAUAUCGUGACCGCGACCAUGACCGUGGCAGAGACUACGAUCGUGGUGGACGUGGUGACUCUGACCGUGGUGCUGACCGUGGUGGCGGUGGUGCUGACCGCGGUGGUGUUGAGCGUGGUGGUGGUGAUCGUGCAAGGUAUGAUGACCGGCGGUACUGAUAUUUCAUUCCUUCUUCUGUUAUGUAUAUCGCAUCUAUAGGUUCUCAUGUACAUGUGCUCUUGGAAUGUCUUUUAUCACGCGACGUACCGUACUUUGCCCAUAAGACCACAACUGAAAUCGGCACUUGCCGAGCA
Molecule: messenger RNA, 942 nt
Organism: Desarmillaria tabescens
Lineage: Eukaryota; Fungi; Basidiomycota; Agaricomycetes; Agaricales; Physalacriaceae
Exons: 6
Coding region: 61-807 (248 amino acids)
Biological process (GO): positive regulation of mRNA splicing, via spliceosome
Cellular component (GO): spliceosomal complex
Molecular function (GO): RNA binding
Source: RefSeq, a predicted model, not a curated record